AUGACGACAACUGUGUCCACGACCAGCAACAACAACAACAACUCGACUGCAGUCGCGGCCACAGCUACAGUCACGUCGAUGAUGGCCACAUCAUCCGUGUCGACGACAACGACGGGAAUCAGUAGUGGUGGUAGUGGUGGUGGCCAUUGUUUUGUCGGUAACAACAACAGUACUACUACUUCGGCCAGUACUUCAUCGAUGUCCUCGUCGUCGUCGUCGUCAUCGAUAAGCCAAAUGCCCAGCGAAUUGUUUACAGACAAAGAAGUCUUUAUGAAUCUCGUUCACAACGACAACUGCGGUGGCGGCGGCGGCGGCGGCGAUGAUGGCAAUGGUCACCAAUUGUUGUCUUCAUCGUCGUCAUCAUCACUGUGGCAACUGUUAAGCGAUCGUAAACGACAAGAGUUGUGCGACAAUUAUCUGCCCAAUGGAUUCACGUCGGCCGAAAAGUUACGUACAAUCGAAAUGCUAUUCGCGGGUCAACUGAAACGAUUCGAUAGCGACCAGUUGUCGACGGUAUUUGUCGGUUUGAAAUUGCAGCGAAUGAGUCCCGAUCUGAUCCGUACGCUGGACGAAGUGAAACAAUUGAGGAAACGUUUGUUUGCCAUCUAUGAACAAAAACGACAGUCGCAACUGUUGACCGAAGUCUUAAACAAGCGGCGACUACUGGUCGAUGAGUCCAUACAAACAACAACGCCGAGGACGAGGACAACGACAAGCAAACAACGGCCAAACAACAAAUCGCAACUCAUAUCACAAACUAUUAAUAUUAAUAAUAAUAAUAAUAAUUGUCUUAAAGACAGGGCUCGCCGUAGAUAUCUUAAAGAAUUGAAAGAUAUUUGCAGUAAAAGUGACGAAAUCUCUUCGGAUGACGAAAAACAACGACAACAACUAAUGGAUAUUAAAAACAAUAGUUUUGUUAAUAGUAUUACUAAUAAUAGUAGUAAUAGUGAUAAUAAUAAUAACAAUUCUUCAUCAUUGGUGUCUACAUCUAAACUCAAUGGUAGUAUCAAUACUACUACUACUACUACUACAGUGAUCAACAAUAAUCAUCAGAUAAGUGACGAACAAUACUAUGAAAUGUUAAGAAAACAUCGGCGAAAACGUAAGGCCAAAGAGUCGUCGUCGUCGGACAUCAUUGGUAGGUAUGAGCCGACACUGGAGACACAGAAUAUUUGUUUAAGCGAUAUAAUAGCCAGAGUUACAAACACUGCCAUCAAUGCCAGCGGCGGCGGCGGUAACAACAAAUCAUCGGUAAACUCAUUAACGUCGUCGUUGUCGUCGCCAUUGACAUCAUCAUCGGUGACGACACCAUCGCUACAGUCCACGUCAUUCAUUCCCAAGUCUUCCUCUUCAUUGUCGUCGUCCAAGAAAAAGGCGAAAACUUCUUCUUCUUCAUCUUCAGCGCAGAGUUUAACAAAAAUCAAUUCAUCGAUGAAUAAUAAUAAUAAUAAUAAUAAUAAUCAGAACCAAACUCUUCAGCGAAAAUCUCAAUCAUCGCCGACAACAGCAAUGAUGGCGACGGCGACAAUAAAACAAGAAAAACAAGUGAUAACUACUACUACUACUAACACUACCACUGCUGCUGAUACUACCGGUGGUAUUACUAGUACAGCAACAGCAGCGGCGACAACAUUACCAACUAGUUUUCAAUUAACUAAAUUUAGUGAUAGUUUUAAACAACAACAACAAACACUUAUGACUACCAGUGCUGGUGAUAGUUGUGUUGGUAGUGGUGUUCGUGACAACAAAAAUGUUUCGACAAAAUCAAGUAGUAGUAGUAGUAGUAGUUCUGCGAUUAAAAGUACAAAUAUAACCAUUAAAACCAGUUCCCUGUCGUCGUCAUCAUCGACGACAACAACAAGUGAUUCACAACAAUCAUCCGACUAUCCAAUGGUUGUCGGAUCGCAUCAAUCGUUGGCAUCAAUGGUUAAACAACAACAGUCGACGAAUACGACAACACCUGUGACCACAACAGAGCCGCCGCCGCCACCGCCGCAGAGUCCGGCAGCUGCUAUAGCACCGGCCGUACCGUUUGAAAAGCCGCCGAAAUGUUUCUUUUCGCUACUGCGCGACAUAUUCACGACGAACGCCCCGAACGAUCAGAAACUAACGCUACAUAAACUCGAAGAACUGGUCAAAGACAAGCUCCGGGUGUUUAGUCCGUUUCUGGGCUGGUCUACCGAAAUGGUAUCGCCAGCUAUGAACUACUUGAGCGGUGUACUGCCGCCCCAACACUUGAUACCGCUAGUUGACUACAAAGAAAAGAAUCAACAAUGGCAAUGGAUUGGCGGCGGUCGUGACCGCGAUCCGGAUCUGAGUCCGCUGUGCGACCAGUGGCUGAAAAGUAGGGGCGACGAAAAUUCGGCUAUCGGUGGCUCAGGCGGCGGCGGUCUAAUGAAUUUUUCGCAAUCGUUGCCGCCGCCGGCCAAAUGUACUACCGAUUGGGUGGUCAGGCCGUCCAGUCACGAGGAAAAAACUAAAUAUCGUGUACAGGAAGCUAUCAGAUAUAACAAUCCUAAUAAAGCGUUCACUUAUCGGGUUCACGGCUACGAAAGUGUUGUCGGACCGGUUAAAGGUUGCGGUAUUGCAACGGCCAAUGGCCAUACAAACUCGAGUCCGAACAAAGCUCGCGAACAUUCACUGUUGGUGAACGAUAGGCCACCGUUUGUUACGCUGUUGAGUCUGGUCCGGGAUGCGGCUGCACGGCUGCCCAACGGUGAAGGUACCCGAGCAGACAUUUGUGAACUGUUGAAAGAUUCACAGUAUUUGUUGCCAACAAUAUCCGACCAACAAGUGAAUGGUAUAGUCAGCGGUGCACUGGAUCGCCUACACUACGAAAAGGAUCCGUGUGUCAAAUACGAUGUCAACAGGAAAGUAUGGAUCUAUUUGCAUCGUAAUCGUACGGAAGCCGAAUUUGAACGGCUACAUCAGGUCCAGAUUGCGGCCGCAAAAGCUAAACGAUCGAUGAGUAAGGCUUCCCGAAAGACCAACAGUGCUACCAAUGCCGCCAACGCUGCCGCUGCGUGUGGUGCUGCUGCUGGUGGUAGUAGUAGUAGUAGUGGUGUGGCCGCCGCCACCGCCAAUCAUCAACAACAACAACAUCAUUCAGGAGUUGGCAAUCAAUUGUUUCCGAAGACAACCCAACAGGCAAUCAAUCAGACUGUUAACAAUAUAUUGAAUUCGGAUGUUCUGAAAGUUACCACUAAGUCGUCGUUGAGUUUAAGCGAUUCUUCUAUCGAAUCUACGACAACAACAACACCUCCUGUAACUAAUACCUCAUCUGGUUCUUCAACAACAGAGGUUCAGACAGUAAAUGCCAAUAACAACAACAGCAAAGACUUUAUUUCCGAUUUGAAAUCUUCGCUAUUGUUUAACAAAAUCAUCAAAAAAGACAAAGACAUCAUCAGUAGUAGUAGUAGUACUACUAAAGGCAUCGAAACCGCCGCCGCCGCCGCUAAUACAUUGUUGAGCUCACAGUUGUUGUUAAACAACGGUCCGCUAUCUUCAGCAACGGCAACAACAACAACACCGUCGACGAUGACAUCGACAGCGAGUCCGUUAUUUUUAUCACUACAGACAGCAACACCAACAGCGAACCAACAGAUUCUUCGAGACAACAAAUCAUCUACAGAUAGUACUACUACUACUACUACUAUAGCUAUCAAUGCCGCUGACCAUCAUGUCUUAGUUGGCGAUAACACCACAACCAUCAGCAGCAGCAGCAGCAGUAGUAGUAGUAAUAACAACAAGAAGUUUACAAAACUGAAAGACAUUAAGCUAUUAGAACCGCCUCAACAAAAGAUUAUCUCAAAAACAAUGUUUGAUAUGCCGAAGUCGUCGACUAUCAUUAUGGCUGCAGUGUCUACUGCCGCCAGCAGCCCAUCCCAAUCCCACUCCAACACUGUUAGCCUAUCCAUAGCUGCCAGCGAUACCUCUGCUAUGACUACUACUACUACGACUACUCCUACAACAACAACAACAGCCACCACCAAAUUAAUUGUAUCAAACAAUUCCAUAAAAGUGACGCCAAAAUCACAACCGAUGAUGACUGGAGGAGGAGGAGGAGGAGGUCUGAAUCAUAACCGAAAUGUUAGACAAGCGAAACAACAACAUCCGCCAGCGAUUAAAGUCCAGAUACCGAAAACAAUAACACUUCCCAUAUCGACUCAAAAUACACUGAAAACACAUCAUCAACAGUCGUCAUCGUCAUCAUCACUGGUGAUGAAAACUAGUGCCACUGCUGCUGGUGGUGUUGAAGCUAUUCCGGCGCUUAUAAACGUAUCGAAUCCUACGGUAAAUAGAGGAUCAAUUCAGAUAUCGUCAGCAGCAGCAGCCGAAGCUAUUCAACAACAACAACAGCAACACUCGAGACCGCAUCCAAUCGGAUCGAAGAUAUUGACGGGAACUGCUUAUACUGUUAGCAAUAGUAGUGGACACCACCAACACCAACACCACACCACUGUUAACAAUAGUCCGAUACACCAUCAUCCUCAGCAACAGCAUCAUCAUCAUCAGAUAACAAUACCGGCUUCGAUGCUAAUUGGUGCCCGACCCGGAUCAGUUGUAUUAGCCACUCCUAACGGCAAGUCCUAUAUGAUGGCAGCAGCCGGCGGCGGGUCGUUUGUUUUGCAGCCAAACAAUUCAUUGUCGCCAGCAAUUGUCGGCAGCGGUGGUGGUGGUGGUGGUUCCAGUGAUCCAUUAUCAGCGUUAACGUCGUCGACAUCAUCGUCCCAAUCGACGCCAGCGUUGACUAUGCGUACACUUCAGGGUAUUCGUGUAAUACCUGUGAGCACAACAACCAAUGCCAACUCGUCGUCGUCGACAAACAAGUUGACCAACAAUGCAACGAUUAUCGGUAAAGUGGGCGUCACAGUCAACAGCACAUCCGGUGGCGGCGGCGGCGGCGGCACACCGAUAGUAAUGACCGCUCAGCCGCAGAACGCCAACAUUCCGCCUCAUCAUCAGUUUGUUGCCCGUAUUAUAACCACUGCUCAGGCGGCGGCCGCCGCGGCCAGUCGUGGCGGUGGCGCCGGAAAUCUACAGCAAACACAGAUAGUUAUACCGUCGACGUCGGCUCUGCAGCCGAUAUUCUUAGCCCAUCCUCCGUCGCAGUCGAACACCAUUACCACCAAUACAUCGCCGCAGACAUAUAUUACCGCUGCUGCUGUGACCACUGCUUCUGCCGCAGCCGCCGCCUCCUCAUCGGCCACCACUACGACUACAAUGUCCAGUGAUUUACAGAAAGUCAGUGUUGUUUCGCUAGCGAGUAGUAGUAGUAGUGGUGGUAAUAGUCUUUCAUCGACGACAAGAACUACACCGUCGUCUUAACGGAUGAUUUUAGUGACCGAAUAUAGUUAUAACCAAAACAAACAAAAAGUGAUUAUUUCAAAGACAAUAUAAAUUUAAUAUAUUAAUUGUGUAUAAGUUUUUAAUAUGUUUAAUAUGUGGACAACAAAAUUGAUGAUAAUUUCAACCAAAAAAAAACAAACAAAUUAAUUAAUUGAUUGAAUCAAAUCAUUGAUUGGGAAUAAAUUAAAACAAAAAAACUACUUAAGAAAAU
Molecule: messenger RNA, 5560 nt
Organism: Oppia nitens
Lineage: Eukaryota; Metazoa; Arthropoda; Arachnida; Sarcoptiformes; Oppiidae
Product: serine-rich adhesin for platelets-like
Exons: 2
Coding region: 1-5328 (1775 amino acids)
Cellular component (GO): Ino80 complex
Molecular function (GO): protease binding
Source: RefSeq, a predicted model, not a curated record